Varanus komodoensis (Komodo dragon) is the source of this 1037-nucleotide messenger RNA. It is a transcript of the gene HAX1, whose product is annotated as HCLS1 associated protein X-1. Lineage: Eukaryota; Metazoa; Chordata; Lepidosauria; Squamata; Varanidae. The transcript has 8 exons. The record is from RefSeq and is a predicted model, not a curated record. Gene Ontology annotation, biological process: regulation of actin filament polymerization; negative regulation of apoptotic process. Gene Ontology annotation, cellular component: clathrin-coated vesicle; sarcoplasmic reticulum; mitochondrion. The coding region runs from base 82 to 909 and encodes 275 amino acids.
GGCAUCCGGGGAACGGAUCGUUUCGCGGCAGGGUGGCGGAAGAGGAAGGAGCGGGCGUCGUCGCUUUACGACUGCCGUGGAAUGAGCCUCUACGACCUGUUCCGGGGUUUCUUCGGCUUCCGCGGGGAGCGGAGGCCCCGAGACCCCUUCUUUGGGGGAAUCACACGGGACGAUGAGGACGAGGAUGAUGAGGAUGAGGAUGAGAGCCCCUUCUUUGGGGCAAGACGCUCUGAUGACUUUGCAUUUGGGUUCACUUUUGGCCCAGGAGGGAUGCGCUUCCAUGACAGCUUUGGCUUUGAUGAGCUCUUCCAGGAUUUUAACGAUCUGUUUAGCGAGAUGGGGGCAAGGAGUUUGCCCUUGCAUCCGUUUGGUAGGCAAGAGUUCCCUGGAGUGGAGGCCCCCCCGCCGGCUGACCGCCCUCUGGAGAAGAGGCAAACCCUGCGGGAUUCCAUGCUCAAAUACCCGGACAGUCAGCGGUUCAGCCGCAGAACCUUAGAGGAUGGCUUCAACCCUGCCACUCCAGAGAGGAGACCUUUGCACCCUUUCCAAGGGCGAGCCGCUGAAGAUGUGACGGACACCUCCAAGGAGGACAGAGAUUUGGAUUCUCAUGUCACGUCCGAAGGCCUUGAGACUGUUCUUCCGCCAGCCCAACCUCGGUCUUAUUUCAAAAGCGUCUCAGUCACCAAAGUGAUAGCACCAGAUGGAACGAUUGAAGAACGUCGGACUGUGCGGGACAGCCAGGGCCGGGAGGAGACGGUCGUCACCCGCAGGGGUGGAGGCGAACCUAGCAGUGGCCAGCAGGGCAGUCCAGCUGACGUGUUGCCCUUUGACUCGCGCCACAGAGAGGAUAUGAGUGACUCCUGGUCGAUCCUGGAUACCUUCUUCCGCCGCUGGUUCUCAAGCCGGUAGGCUUGGCUGGUUUUUGCACACCAAACCCCUCUGCUUGCAGCUUCCAACAAUGCUCCCUCCUCUGUCUUCUGAGAAGGCCUCGCAUCACCAGAAAGAUGCAAGAAAUAAAAAUCUAUAUUUAUGCUUGA